Encephalitozoon cuniculi GB-M1 is the source of this 564-nucleotide messenger RNA. RefSeq lists its product as uncharacterized. Lineage: Eukaryota; Fungi; Microsporidia; Unikaryonidae. The transcript has a single exon. Gene Ontology annotation, molecular function: RNA binding. Gene Ontology annotation, cellular component: preribosome, large subunit precursor; nucleolus. Gene Ontology annotation, biological process: rRNA processing; nuclear-transcribed mRNA catabolic process; ribosomal large subunit biogenesis. The record is from RefSeq and is marked provisional. The coding region runs from base 1 to 564 and encodes 187 amino acids.
AUGGGAGCAGUUGCAAAGAAGAGCAAGGAAAAAAGGCAUGCAGGGCUGGAGAAGAUCGGGAGGUAUGCAGAGGAGUAUCCUCUUGUUGCGGUCAUUGAAAAUCCGGGCAUGUCGAAUGCCACGAUCAAGAAGAUCAGAGAGGACUUUGAUGGAGAGGCCAAAAUUCUGUUUGUCAGAAAGAAGAUGGCAAGAGCUAUGUACAGCAUGCCUUCGAUGCCCAAGGACUCAUUUUUCCUGAUGUUUGGGGAUGAGAAGGCUAUCGAAAAGGCGAGAUCAUAUCAGUAUGAAGACUUCCUUGAGGAAAAUGAUGUUUGUCCGGACUGUGUAAUUAUAGAGAAACAAGUGAUUCGAAACAAAGAGAUGGCUGAAAUUCUCCCAGUGAACACGAAGGACGACCAAAUGCAGCUGAGCGAGGACUAUACUGUCUGUGAAGGAGGUGAUGUGGUUGACGAACGUAAGGCUAAAAUCCUUAAGUUCUUUGGAAAGAAGCUGAAGAAGAGAAACCUGGCCGUAUUCGAUGUAGUACCAACCUCGAGUCUCCAGAAGAAGACUGCAGACGAUUAA